UGACUCUCGUACUAGAGAGGGGGCUCAGACCCAAGAGCAGCAACAAGCUCCAGUUGUUCAGGAUGCGGUGGGGCAACUACCAGUAGAUCCCGCGGUUCAGAAUGAUAUUGCACCAGCAGUUGGGGGUCAAGUUGCAUCGAUGGUUGUUCUGACAGAGGAUGAGCAGCGUAGGUAUGAGAGAUUUCGAAAGAUGGACCCACCUCAGUUUCAGGGUGGGAAGAGCGAGGACGCUCAUGAGUUUCUAACUACCUGCCGAGAGUUACUAGAGGUGGUUGGAUUAGCUGAGUCACAUGGGGUUAGAUAUGCUACACUCCAGCUUCGUGGACCAGCGAGAGACUGGUGGAGGACUUAUUCGGGAUGUUUGCCAGUUGGAUCUCCUCCAGUGACUUGGGAGCAGUUUGCUGGCGCAUUCCAAGAUCGUUUUAUCCCAUGGAGCGUGAGAGAGGAGAGUCGCUUGAGGUUUGAGAGUCUGAGACAGGAUGGUUUAUCGGUUACAGAGUAUGAGGCGCGUUUUUGCCAGUUGUCUAGGCAUGCGUUGGCCAUUAUUCCAAAUGAGACAGAGAGGAUCCGCAGAUUCGUGAGGGGAUUGACUUUCUCUAUCAGGUCAGCUGUGUUUCGGACAUCUAGGGAGGGGACUUCUUUCCAGUCCAUUGUGAGCGCCGCCAAAGAGGCGGAAUUGAUGGAGAGAGAGGAGUUUGGGGACCCUAAAAGGGCCCGUAUAUCAGGCCAGUUUCAUGGUGCCUCAUCUGGAGGUAGGGGAUCACAGAGAGUGAGUGGUUCUUUUCAGCAGCGGGGACCUAUUCAUGCAUCUAUGCCGACAUUUGAGGGUGGCCAGACAUCUAGGGGUUCUUAUGGCCCAGGUCAGGGCUCGUACGGUUCACAGCAGCGACCUACAGGGCGAGGAAAUUACAGUGGGUUUUCAGGGUCCACACAACAGUUCCCAGGUCAGAGAUUUUGUUUUACUUGUGGAAAUCCCGAUCAUCUAAUGCGGCAGUGUACUUCACAAAGGGGUCGUGGUGGGCCUCGACCUAAUUCUUCAUUCCAGACAAGACCACCAGCACCACAGGGUAGAGGUCGUGGCAGAAUUCAGUCAGGUCGAGAUGAUAGAGUUUCUAGUAGUGGUGUUGCAGCUCAGCAGAGUGGGGGUAGAGGUACCACCCAGGAUGGAGGUGGACGAGGAGGCCACUGCUAUGCUUUCCCCGGCAGACCUGAGGCGGAGACCUCCGAUGUUGUUAUUACAGAGCUGGGUCCCGACUUGACAUAUGAGGAGGAGCCUGUAGCUAUAUUGGAUAGGCAAAUCCGAAAGCUUAGGACCAAGAAGCUUGUUUCAGUGAAGUUGCAAUGGAAGCACCGUUCAGUAAGAGAAGCAACCUGGGAGACAGAGUCUGACAUGCGUGCCAGAUAUCCUCAACUUUUUGAGGCAUCAGGUACUUUCUUUUACUUUAUGUUCGAGGACGAACACGAUUUUUAG
This is a messenger RNA of Solanum pennellii, 1471 nucleotides long. RefSeq lists its product as uncharacterized. Bases 140 to 1471 code for a protein of 443 amino acids. The record is from RefSeq and is a predicted model, not a curated record. NCBI's taxonomy places the organism in Eukaryota, Viridiplantae, Streptophyta, Magnoliopsida, Solanales, Solanaceae. The transcript is spliced from 3 exons. Gene Ontology annotation, molecular function: nucleic acid binding; zinc ion binding.